Molecule: messenger RNA, 4696 nt
Organism: Menidia menidia (Atlantic silverside)
Lineage: Eukaryota; Metazoa; Chordata; Actinopteri; Atheriniformes; Atherinopsidae
Source: the annotation of a GenBank genome assembly
GUAUUUGUGUAUCUAACAGCUACGUCAUCAGUGGGCGACGACACCGAAGAGCUUUGCAUGAGCUUUUCAAAGAUAGAGAAACAAUGACAAGUUUAGAACAGGCUUUGAAAACCCACUUCGGGUUCGACAGUUUCAGGUCGAAGCUACAGGAAGACGUUGCGAAGGCAGCCAUUAGAGGUGACAGGGAUGUGUUCGUGUGUAUGCCCACCGGGGCAGGGAAGUCCCUCUGCUACCAGCUUCCUGCGGUGUUGGCUGAGGGUAUUACUCUGGUUAUAUCCCCCUUAAUCGCUCUCAUUCAGGACCAAGUGGAGCACCUGAAGGAGCUCAAAAUCCCCGCCUGCUCCAUCAACUCCAAGCUCCCGGCAGGUGAACGCCGCCUCAUCCUGGCCGACCUGGGGAGCAGCAGUCCAAAGCUGAAGCUUCUCUACAUCACCCCAGAGAUGGUGGCCUCGCCGUCAUUCCAGCCCUGCCUGACGGGCCUGUGCUCCCGCGGCCUGCUGUCCUACCUGGCUGUGGACGAGGCCCACUGCGUCUCCCAGUGGGGCCAUGACUUCAGGCCGGACUACCUCAAGCUGGGCGACCUAAGGGAUCGCUUGCCGGGAGUCCCCUGCUUGGCUUUGACAGCAACGGCCUCCAAAAACGUACAGGCAGACAUUGUUCAGUCCCUGAGGCUGCGCUCGCCGCUGUAUUUUCUCACGCCCGUUUUCCGGAGUAAUUUGCACUAUGACGUGAUCUUCAGGGAGCUGCUGCCCAACCCGUACGCCCACCUCCAUGCCUUUAUUAAAAAGGCGCUGGCAAUGAGCAAGGGCUGUGAAACGGUGGCUCACCAGCUGACCAAGCUAGGAAUCUUGUCCAAGCCGUAUCACGCAGGUCUGAAGGCAGGAGACCGCACAGAGGCCCAGACUGAGUGGAUGCAGGGGAAGGUGCUGGUAAUUGUUGCCACCAUCAGCUUUGGAAUGGGAGUAGAUAAGGCCAACGUCAGAUUCGUUGCUCACUGGAACCUCGCAAAGUCCCUGGCCAGUUAUUACCAGGAGUCCGGUCGAGCGGGUCGAGAUGGUCUGCCCUCCUCAUGUCGCACAUACUACUCCCCAAAGGACAAAGAGCAGAUGAACUUCCUCAUCCGCCAGGAGUUCAACCGCAAACAGGAAAAACGUGGCUCUGCAAAGGAGAGCGACAAAUCCGCCAUCACUGACUUUGAAGCCAUGGUGGCGUUUUGUGAGCAAGAGAGCUGUCGCCAUGCCGCCAUCUCCAAGUUCUUUGGGGACCAGAGGCCCAACUGUGCAGGAGCCUGCGACUGCUGCCGGAACCCCAAAGCUGUGAGAGCUCAGCUGGAGAGAGCGUCUGCCCUCAGCACCAGGAGCCAGGCCGCUCAGAAAGAAGGGCCCUUCGGCUUCCUGCCGGGCCUGCACGAUGAGGAGGAGGCGGGCAGCGGGGAAGAGGACUCCGUCAAGAGAAAGAAAGAGUUUUCAGACCUCUUCAAGAAGCAGAUGGGCCUGCGGAAGGCCUCUGACCUUCAAAGGGGGGACUUUGUUCCACCAGAUGCCGACUGCCCGCUCAGAGAGGCCAGCAGCCAGAGGAUCCCCAGGCUCACCGUAAAGACCAGAGAGCACUGCCUGCACCGCCUGCAGGAGGCUCUGGAAAGCCAGCAGGGGGCAGUAGGUGCAUUCAGUCCGUCACAGGCGGUGGAAAUUGAGCACGAGGUCUUCAAAAACAGCAAGUCCUGUAAUCUAUACAAAGCUGCCAUCCUAAAGAAGGUGUCCGCAGACGUGUCAGAGAUGACAAAGGCAGCGCCUGAUUCAGAGCGAGGAGAGCAGGAAGGUGAAGGCAGCUGCCGGGAUUCCAGAGAGGCUGAGACCAAACCGGGGAGGGAUGCAUCCUCCUCUGCUCUGCCAUGUCCAGAGGAGCUGCCCGUGUUCACCUCCGCCUCUGAGCUGUACUCUCUGAAGCGAAAGAGAGUGGGGGCAGGCCAGAGGGGAUUCUGUAACUCCUUCAUGAGUGCCAAGGAUCUGCUGAAGCCCCCCGCGUCAGACAAAGGGAUGGAGAGCGGUGGAUUUCUCAGCGCUUGCUCAGGAGAGUCGGCUACGAAGGAGGUCGGGAAGACCACGGGAGAGAAAAGGGCCGAAACGACCCCCGCUGUGCCCGCGUCCAUCCGAGCCAGAGCAAACGCGGCCGGCGCCGCCCUGAACAGCCCCACCAAAGCCGGCAGGGCCCCGAGCAAGAAGCAGCAGAAGCUGGCGGAGGCGGCCAAGAGCUCCCGCAACAUCUCCCAGUUCUUCACGAAGAAGCAAACGGCCGAGAAGCGUGAGGAGGCACAGACGCCCGGGGAGGCGCCGGGUACGUUUCCUCUCAGUUCCCCCGGGGUUUCCGGAGAAAACGCCACCCAGGAGCAGCGCUCGCCCGCAGCCCUGGAGUCAGACGCCGCAGAGCUGAUCCUUGUGGAAAGAGACGCGGAGGUAAUAGUGGUAUCUGAUCAUGAAGAGGAGCAAGCGGAUGAGGUGGAGACUUUGAAACCGGAGCAGGCUGCAGCUCCACAGGAUACAACAGAACAAAACCAACCUGCAGAGGAGCCUAGCCCUCCUGUGAACCAAGAAGUGGGUCAGGGUCACCUGGCGGGCUUGGACUGUUCUCCCCGCUCUUUGGCUGAAGACUUACGCGCUGGAGGAGAUGCACAUGGAGAUCCACGCGGCUCUCCCCCAGCCAAGCGCAGCCGGCCCGCCGACAGGACCAGCCGAAGAGUGAGGUUCAACCCCAACGUGCAGGAGAAGACUCUGCAGCCGCUCAGCGAGCCCCCCCGAGCCGUGACGCUGAAGGAGGCGGCCGAUGUGGUCGUCCGCUACCUGGACCCCUUCUACAAACAGGGGAAGUUCGCCACCAAGGAGCUGUUUAAGUCUUUUGCUCGCUACUUGUCCCACCUUCUAGCAGAAGGUAGAAGUCUGGGGAAAGAACAAGUUAAAUCUGAAGCCAAGGUUCUUAUCAAGAAGUUCUUCAGCAGGGUGCAGCGCUGUGAGAGCGAGGCAGACUGGAAGCAUCUAAAAAGGCCGCAUAGCUUUAAAAACACUGAGAACCAGGAGUGAUGAGCAAUGGAGUCAAUUUUCAGGGUCAAAGCCUUCCUCCGUGCGGGUGCCUCUCAGCUUGUUUUGCUCAAGUGCUUUUUCACAGACGCCUGCAGGUUUGCAGCAGAAGUACCCCCUCCCCCCAACCUGUUUGGCUGCUGCUGUUGAAUCAAAUAUCUGUAAUGAAGCAAUACAAUGUACAAUGGGCAUCGUGGUAGCUCUUCAACUGGCUGAGCAAUGAGCACAUCUGCAGUACAGGUGCCCCAUUAUCAUUUUAGCACGUUUGCUACAGACUGUGCACACUUGACUUUACUGUUUUGCACUCAGGGACAUGGUUCUGGAUGCCAGUCUGCACUGUGAACAGCUACAAGCCAUGUUUCAAAUCUCUAUAAGUGCAUUAUCACACAUACUGUACCUGAAAUGCAUGAUGGCCCAACGCUGCUGGAGGAAUACGACUAUGAGGCUGUUAUUGCACACACAGGUCGCCCCGGGCAGUGUGCCAUCAAACUGCCAUCAGGGCUGCUUCACAACCGGCAUUUUAUAACUUAGGUUAUCAGAAAAAAAAACUGUUUUCAGCUCCUCGUAUUGAUCAGUCAGGUCACAAAGGAACCAUUUAUAGAAAUGGGAUAGAUAAAUAUUUGUCAGCCUACUAACAUGCCCAUGUCAGAUAUUUACCAGUUAUAAUCUUUAAUCCAUUCAGUGGGCGGGACAGAUGGGGAAUGUGUGUGAAGAUCAGCAUUUCGUUGGACUCAAACAGAAAAACACAACGCUGACAUUUUUACAUGAUGAUGGUGCCAAUGAGCAGGUCGCAAAAAGUCAGGUUACAAGUGUAUGCGAGUCAAAUUAUCACCGCUCUGUGAUGGAAAGUGUGAGAAAGCUAGUGAUAACACAGCCCGGCCAGAGCACACUGUGGAGAUGGUGCAAAAAGAUCCACCCGGAUCACUCUACACCAACAAAUGUCAUCCUUUCAUUCUUGAAAAGAUUCAGUUAAGUCUAGCUAAAUCUAAAGCUGUGUUCUGCAAUUACUUUUGUAGUGCAGAAAGUUAGCCUCCUUUAUAUAUUUAAUAGCUGCUACAUGGUGCAUUUUACAUGUAGACAUGAAACAGUGAAAACGUUCAGUUAGUUAUUUUGUUUUUAUUAAAAGUUGAUGCAGUUUUAAAUGGAUCUGUCUCGCUAUGGAAGAAUAUCUUGAGAAAAGCUUUUUUCUUCAUUUUUGUUGUCUGUUUAGUGCCUGCCUUGACUGUGAAAGGUAUGUACUGUAUGUGUGUCUGAAAUGGGGGGGAAAUCCAAAUAUGUUUACACAUAUGUGGAGAGACAAAAGUUCCUCAGUGUUUACAAUAAGGUCUGAGAUGAAUAAAAAAGUGUGAUCCUCAGUAUCAGAGUGUUAGACUUCUUUUAUUGUAUUGUAGCCUAUCUGAUAGUAUACUUUCAUUUCUUCCUUCAGAUUUACAGGAGAGGUUGUAGUAGGUGGAGGCAGUCAUAAUCUAGUGCUGCUGCUUUCAGUGACUCUUUCUAACCUAUAUUCUCAUGCUGUCUUACAUUUUAUUAUAAUACAGAGCUAUAAUAAUGAUUGGAAAUGAGAGUAGAAGGGUAAAUUGGACAAAAAGUCCUGCUGUAUCAUUUCUCAGCUAAAGAGGAAUUAA